GUGCAGCUAAAAAAGGUGAACACGUCGGAAUACUGGAAUGUCCUUCAAGGAUGUGCGAGAUCUGGGGGAACACCUUAAGUUGUUGGGUUUUCCCCGGGUAUUUCCCCUGCAAUCUCUGGCCAAUCCGCAUGGCAGCCUGGCCAGUUUUCACAUAGUCACCGAGCUUCUUCAAUGGUUGGCUGGGCUGAUGGAACCGGGUGCCACUUUACCCGGUGGCGUGGAGUCAGAGGAGCAGCGGGUUCUCCUCGUUCGUUCGGCAACGGAGUUUUUUGUGACCAAGGCGGCCAUACGUCUGAAUCCAAAGAAAUUAUAUGCAGCCGCAGCGGUAACGGCAGCGGAACUACAGAAAGUAACCCGACUUUUGACAGCCCCCGUACAAAACGAAGAAGAUCGCGACGAGGAGGACCAACGGGAUCAGUACAGAAGCCUAAAUCCCGUCGAUAUUGGCGACAAGAUGGAUGAGUUGCGUAAAGCUAGGGAGCUGGCAGCAGAUUUAACUCAGCGAGGCUCGACCAUAUACGAGCUGCUUUCGAAGGAACUGCUGAACAAGGAAACCAGGAUGUCCCAGGCCCAACGGCCCCUAGAACUCCUCAGUGUGGAGAGAACUCUAAAGAACGCCAUCCAAGCCAGCCAAGUUCGCCUGCAGUCGAGUAAAGCUCAACUGGAGGCAGCAAAGGUGGAGUCCAAUGCACUGGGCUCCAAGUUGCAGCGUCGCCGAGCAGAGCUUGAAAGAACCCGCCAAAGAUUGGAGGCACUGCAUCGUAUUCGACCGGCUCACAUGGCGGAGUUCGAGGACUGUGAAAAGGAAUUACAGCAGCUUUUCCAGCGCUUCUUCCUAAGGUUGCAUGUACGCGAUGCUCUGAAGUCCCAGCUGGAAUUGCGUACUAAACGUGCCACGCCCAUUGCCUCGCCCGUUCUGCAGAAGCCCUUAGAGAGCUCCAUGCCCUUUAUUCCGGAGGGUCUCAUAGAAGACGAUGACGACGACGAUGAUUUAGAUGACGAGGAUGAGGGCGAUGAUGGCGGCGAUGCCGUUUCCGGCCUGGACAUGGUGGUAAAUGGGAGGAGUGUUUUCGGCCUGGACUCUGAGAUACCCGAUAUACGAGACGAGGAUAAGCUAAUGCAGCAGAACAGCGUCACUUCGGCACAGGGAAAGCGUCCUGGUACUGCCACCUCCAGAAUAAGACCAACAACGGGUAGAAGCAGAAAAGCUGUCUCGAUCGGAGGAAGAGGCGCAGCAGGACCAGAAGGAGGUGGCGAUGUCAGAGCAAACCGGGGAUCCAGAAGAAGUGAAGCGGUUGGAGGAGAUGCAGGUGGGACCCAUCGAAAUGGCCGCAAUGGUCCCGGAAGCAGUAUGCUCAACUCACGAGAUGAUGACAGCAGCUUCGGGAGCUCGGAAAGUGAACUGGAUGUGGGGGAGAUCAUGGGGAUGAGUGGGUUGAGCAAUAUUGCUUUGGGAGCCGGCGAUGACGACUUUGAUCUCAACUCGAUAGAUGACAUUAGCAUUUCAAAGUUAACUGGAGAGCUGCCGCUGCGACCGAAGACGGCCAAUAAACCGGAACACCACAGCGAUGAGGACUUUUAGGGUUACUUCAAGUUUUCUACAGUUUUUAUAAACACUGCAACCAGUACAAUUAAAUAAAAUAU
This is a messenger RNA of Drosophila subpulchrella, 1644 nucleotides long. It is a transcript of the gene Cluap1, whose product is annotated as clusterin-associated protein 1. Bases 38 to 1582 code for a protein of 514 amino acids. Gene Ontology annotation, biological process: cilium assembly. The transcript has 4 exons. NCBI's taxonomy places the organism in Eukaryota, Metazoa, Arthropoda, Insecta, Diptera, Drosophilidae. The record is from RefSeq and is a predicted model, not a curated record. Gene Ontology annotation, cellular component: intraciliary transport particle B; cilium; centrosome.